Closterium sp. NIES-65 is the source of this 822-nucleotide messenger RNA. The record is from the annotation of a GenBank genome assembly. NCBI's taxonomy places the organism in Eukaryota, Viridiplantae, Streptophyta, Zygnematophyceae, Desmidiales, Closteriaceae.
AUGGGCCCCGCCUUGGCUAUAGCGGAUGUGACUACAGAGGACGGUGACGUCACGCGCUGGCGAGUCACGUACCGCGUGUGGGACGCUGGUGACUACAGUCCUAUCCUUCACGUGCUCACACCUGAUAAGCCCAUAUGCCCUUCCUUCGUUUUGCUCCCCUUCCUCCUCACCAUCCCCAAAUCAACCAAUUCGCAGUGCGACCAUGCCAUCCACGGCCGGUGGCUGUUCAACGCACAGAAGCGGGCCUACAAGUGGCAAUUCUACCCAUGCGCGCAUCCCCUCCCCCCCACCUCUCAGUGGCUCUCCGCCCUCCAAUCCCGGGGUAUUUCCGAGAUUAACUUUGUCGGGGAUUCUCAUGUGCGCUUCCUCUGCCACCACCUCUUCUUCCUCCUCACCGGCAAGGCCAAUGCAUCGGCUGUCAAGCUCCAUGAAUAUCACCAGUUGGUCGUGCCGCCCCCUAGCCCAGAAUUGCAGCCUCUGACGCUCAACUUUUAUUGGAUCGGAGGGAUUUACAUCGACGGGCCUUUUGGCUGCAGCUAUAAGAAUGUAACGUCAUUUGAACAGCUCACGUUUCCAAACAUUUCCACGACAGCCAGUGUGACGCUUGUAGAUGGUGGUUUCUGGAUGACGGUUUUCUGCGCCGAGCCGGAGAACGCGUUGGGGUAUUAUCUCCCCAACUACCUGCAGUGGGUUUACUCUCAGAAGGAACUAGCCAUGCAGGCGCAGCGGCAGCCGCAGCAGCAGCAGCAGCAGCAGAAGAAGCUGCAGGGAAAUCAAGCUUUAACGCUGCCCGCCAGGGCGGGCCCUAGGGCUAUUGGUUGA